Molecule: messenger RNA, 930 nt
Organism: Sciurus carolinensis (gray squirrel)
Lineage: Eukaryota; Metazoa; Chordata; Mammalia; Rodentia; Sciuridae
Product: olfactory receptor 7E24-like
Exons: 1
Coding region: 1-930 (309 amino acids)
Biological process (GO): G protein-coupled receptor signaling pathway
Cellular component (GO): membrane
Molecular function (GO): olfactory receptor activity; G protein-coupled receptor activity
Source: RefSeq, a predicted model, not a curated record
AUGGAAGAACGAAAUCUAACAGGUGUCUUAGAGUUUCAUCUCAUGGGACACUUAGAGGACUCAGAAAUGCAGCCUGUCCUCUUUGGACUGUUCCUGUCCAUGUACCUGGUUGUGGUGAUUGGGAAUCUGCUCAUCAUCCUGGCUGUCAGUUCUGACUCCCACCUCCACACCCCUAUGUACUUCUUUCUCUCCAACCUGUCUUUGGCUGACACUGGCUUUAUUUCUACCACAGUUCCAAAGAUGCUUAUAAACAUCCAAACUCACAGCAGAGUCAUCUCUUAUGUGGGUUGCCUGACACAGAUGUCUCUAUUUAGCAUUUUUGGAUGUAUGGAUGACAUGCUUCUGACUGUGAUGGCCUAUGACUGGUAUGUGGCCAUCUGUCAUCCCUUGCAAUAUGCAGUCAUCAUGAACCCUCGCCUCUGUGGCUUCUUAGUUUCUGUGUGUUUUCUGGUCAGCCUUUUGGACUCCCAGCUGCACAAUUUGAUUGCUUUACAAUUCAUCUACUUCAGGAAUGUGGAAAUAGCUAAUUUCUUCUGUGAUCCAUCUCAGUUACUUGAUAUUUCCUGUACUAAUACAUUAACCAAUAAGAUAUUCAUGUAUUUUACUGGUGCCAUCUUUGGAUUUUUUCCUAUCUCAGGGAUCCUUUUCUCUUACUAUAAAAUUGUUUUCUCCAUUCUGAAGAUCCCAUCCUCAGGUGGGAUGUACAAAGCCUUCUCCACCUGUGGGUCUCACCUCUCAGUUGUUUGCUUAUUUUAUGGAACAGGCCUUGCAGUAUACCUUGGUUCGGCUGUGUCAUCCUCCCCCAAGAAAGCUAUGGUGGCCUCAGUGAUGUACACUGUGGUCACCCCCAUGCUGAACCCCUUCAUCUACAGCAUGAGGAACAGGGACAUUAAAAGUGCCCUGUGGAGGCUGCACAGCAGGAUGGUCUAA